AUGUCCUUCCUGCCUGACUUCGGGAUCUUUACCAUGGGCAUUUGGUCUGUUGGUCUUGGAGCCAUCGGUGCAGCUGUGACAGGGAUUGUCCUUGCUAACACUGACUUAUUUUUGUCCAAGCCAGAAAAGGCUACGUUGGAGUUUUUAGAGGAGAUAGAGCUAAAAACUUUGGGAUCAGAACAAAGAACAUUCAAAGCAGGUGAACUAUGGAAGAAGAAUGGUGCAGUGGUCAUGGCUGUGCGAAGACCUGGAUGAUUUUUGUGCAGAGAGGAGGCUUCUGAGCUCUCCUCUCUGAAACCUCAGCUGUCCAAGCUGGGUGUCCCUCUCUAUGCUGUUGUGAAAGAGAAGAUAGGGACUGAAGUGGAGGAUUUUCAGCAUUAUUUCAAAGGAGAAAUCUUCCUGGAUGAAAAGAAAGGCUUCUAUGGUCCACGCAGACGAAAAAUGAUUAUGUCAGGCUUCUUCCGCCUUGGGGUCUGGCAAAAUUUCUUCCGUGCUUGGAAAAGUGGAUAUAGUGGUAACCUGGAAGGAGAAGGAUUCACCCUGGGAGGAGUAUAUGUGAUUGGGGCAGGAAGACAGGGUGUUUUACUGGAGCAUCGUGAGAAAGAAUUUGGAGACAAAGUCAGCCUUCCAUCUGUCCUUGAAGCUGCAGAGAAGAUAGAGCCACAAGCUUCCUAAAUGGAAAAAUAGUUGCACAUGUUUCUGAUCACAGCUUGAAAUGUAGAAUGCAUCUGUUUCUUGAACGUGCAGUUUAAUUGCUUCUUAACUAUUUAGUGAUUGAUGCAGAGGAAAGAUUCUCUACUCAAACAUAGUAAAUGAUGAAAACCCUCCGGGAUUUUUUUUGUUGCUUUGCAGCCUUUCAGGUGGUCAGGAUUUCAGCUGGUCUUUUGUGUCUGACUGUGUUAAUGAAAGGCUGGGUCUAAAAUCUGACCUAGCCUAGAUGUUUUCAGCCAGAGACAGUCGGUUGAAAACCUGUCUACCUAGGGGAACAAAAGUCUGCUAGGGCUGGAGUAAUGGAGUACCAGCUGAGGUUGAAGGAUAAUAAAACUUUAUGUAAAUGAAA
This is a messenger RNA of Phaethon lepturus (White-tailed tropicbird), 1060 nucleotides long. It is a transcript of the gene PRXL2A, whose product is annotated as family with sequence similarity 213, member A. The transcript has 5 exons. NCBI's taxonomy places the organism in Eukaryota, Metazoa, Chordata, Aves, Phaethontiformes, Phaethontidae. The record is from RefSeq and is a predicted model, not a curated record.